Lactuca saligna is the source of this 627-nucleotide messenger RNA. NCBI's taxonomy places the organism in Eukaryota, Viridiplantae, Streptophyta, Magnoliopsida, Asterales, Asteraceae. The record is from the annotation of a GenBank genome assembly.
AUGCAGCAAAUUUGGGCGGUUUUACUGAGUGAAGUAAGAACUGUUCGGAAUCUAGCGAUUGUAAGAAAUGUUUAUAUUUCAUUCGAUGCCUUUAGUUAUAUUCAAUGGAUUCCCGAGGCAAAGCUAAACAAACCGAUUCUGGCUAAAAACUUCCGUGACGCUAAGAAUGAAGAAUCUGACAGUUCUAGUGACGACCCGACUCCCGAAAGAAACGAAGAAGAAACCAGCAAGGAGUUGCAACCCGUUGCUAAGAAAAAAUGCAAUUAUACACAUCGCCUGAAGCGAAAGAAGUGGGUGGAACGCGAAGAGUUGGCUUUAGCUAGGGCAUAUAUCGAUGUUUCUAAAGAUAAACAAUGCGGAAAUCAACAAAGGUUCGAUGCAUUUGGGGAGAGGGUUCUAGAGCAUUUUAAUGUUCAAAUGGGAGGUUUGGAUCUGUCACGACACCAAGUAAACUCAAAAUGGAAAGACCUCCAAAAGAAAUGUAAUGCUUUCAACGACAUAUAUAACUGUAAGAUGAACAGUGUGGCUAGCGGGAGAUCUAAGGCUGAUGUUUUACAAUCUUCACUAAGCGAGUAUCGGAGGACUAUUAACCAGAAAGGUUUUCCUCGCCAACAAGCUUGGGAGUAG